Messenger RNA from Pygocentrus nattereri (red-bellied piranha), 1423 nucleotides. RefSeq names its product fMet-Leu-Phe receptor-like. Bases 75 to 1133 code for a protein of 352 amino acids. The record is from RefSeq and is a predicted model, not a curated record. The transcript is spliced from 3 exons. Gene Ontology annotation, biological process: phospholipase C-activating G protein-coupled receptor signaling pathway; complement receptor mediated signaling pathway; positive regulation of cytosolic calcium ion concentration. Gene Ontology annotation, cellular component: plasma membrane. Gene Ontology annotation, molecular function: G protein-coupled receptor activity; complement receptor activity. Lineage: Eukaryota; Metazoa; Chordata; Actinopteri; Characiformes; Serrasalmidae.
AGGGAGAGGAGUAGUUGGGCCAGGACAAGGGAGAGGGAGAGGAGUAAUAAUGCGUGCUGGUGUUCAACAAAGGAAUGACCCCCAACGGCACUUUCAUCCUUGUCCCCCAUGCCAACAACUUUGGCAAUAAUGGCAAAACAGCAGUGGACAUUGAUGCUAUUAUGGACAACAUACUUAUUGUUCUUUACACCAUAACCAUCCUACUGGGCACCACUGGGAACGCUGUGGUCAUCUGGAUGGCAGGGUUCUCUCUGAAGCCGAACGUCACCAACGUGUGGUUGGUCAACCUGGCUGUGGCUGACCUGAUUUUCUGCCUGACACGUGUCACCUCUUUGAUUAAGAAGCUCUUCUAUGAUUAUUGGCCUUUCGGAAUCUUCCUCUGCAAGUUCAAUGGGUUCUUCAAGUAUGGCAACAUGUUCUGCAGUGUUUUCCUCCUAGCUGUUAUCAGCAUGGACCGGGCUCUUUGUGUGUGGCAGCCAGUGUUAGCUAGGCGGCGGCGGACUCUUGGUACAGCACGACUUGUCAGCUUAGGAGUUUGGAUUGUGGCAGGGAUCUUCAGUGCGCCAUAUUAUGUGCACCGGCAAGUCUAUCCUGGCAAGAACAACUUGAGCAAGUGCUCUGUGGAGGUCAAGGAGUCAACCGAAGGUGACAACACAACUAAACUGGCCUUGUACGGCAUUCGCUUCACCUGCGGCUUUCUGCUGCCCUUCCUGGUCAUCCUUACCUGCUAUGCACUCGCUGGUUUAAGGAUACGCCGAACACGUAUUUCACGCAAAUCACGACCCCUUCGAAUUCUUGUUUCACUGGUCUGUGCCUUCUUCUUGUGCUGGGGGCCAUAUCACUGCCUGCUUUUGGUAAAGAUGGUGAAUAGCAAGAGCCAGGCAGUAAAAGUGGGUCUACCCAUAGCAAAGGGUGUGGCCUACUUCAACAGCUGUGUGAAUCCACUCCUUUACUUCUGUAUGGGUCUGGACAUUAGGCAACGCUUUAGCCAAAGCUUGUCUGGGGUUUACCGCAGAGCUCUAGCUGAGGAUUGGAAUGGCCAGAUGUCACAGUCUCAGGAAGGGUCUGUAGAUGAGAGUUCCAGUUGCAUUACAAAAGUCAAAGCGACAGGAAUGACUACAGCUGAAAAAUAAUAUGGUUGAAUCUAAAUGUAUUUUUCGUCUUUAACAUUGCUUGGUCCCCAUUCUAGUCGUUGCAUUCACAUGCCUUGCACACUUUGGUGUUUACCCUACUCUGAACACAGCUGAUUCAGCUAAUCGGCUAAUGAACAAGCCUUUUCUGAGCUGACAUUUGAGUUAGACCAGGAGAACAUAACCAUAUGCAGAACUCUAUAGGACGACAGCACAGCGUGAUAUUACAUUCAUCUGUAGGUGCAGUAUAUUGCUUGUCAGACACUUGUUCACGUUUGCCGCACAAAUUAAUA